UAGCGCCACGCUACUGAUCCGUCUUAACAGUCCGUACGCGCUAGUAGGCUUAGUCAGUCCAGCUACCUUUAUUCACGCUGCCAGCAGCGCUUCUUUCGCUCAAUCAACUAACUUUCAAUUCAGUCUGUCUUUUCGCACCCACCUUCACCCUCGCAUCCACCCGCGCAGUUACGAGUCCAAGCUCAAGCAACAUGACCUCAGAAGGCAACGCGAUGUUGUUAGAAGCCAUCAACCAGUAUGGCUCGCUCUCUGGCAUUCUCGACGCCUCAAUCCGGCCUAGACAGCGUCCGCUUCAGAGGCCCGGUCUCAAGGCACGGAUCGACCAAGAGGACGAGCCCUUACUUCCUGAGUCUGACUAUGAAACCGAGCUCCUCUUCUACCUGGAGAUCAUCAUAAAGGCAACCCAGGGCAAUGAGAGUGAAGGCAAGGACCUAAUCUUGAACCAAGUUCACCUCCGCUACAAGACCCCACAUCAUGAAAACAGACAUGUCAGAGAAGUCAUUGUCGACGAUCUUCGUGCUGUUGUCUCCACUCUCAAGCACUCGCGAAACUUCUUGAAUAAGUUCGGAAAAGUUAUCAUCGACGAAGAGCGUCCGACUUCUACGAAGCCCCAGUCAAAGCGGCAGUCGCAUGUCCCUUCAACCGCUACUUACGCAAACAUUAUCGAGGAUCAGGAUGAGAUCGCUUCUCUGCCUAACCCUAGGCAAGGCCUGAAGAGGGCCUUUCACGGAGACCUUGGGCCCGGAGCGCCUGCCGUUCAAGAAGCUCUACUUUACACCCAACGUCGUCGUAUCACUCGGAAGACUGGUGGCUUCAUCGACUUGUAUGGUGACACGCCUAGCAGCGAGAGUGACACAGAAUCAGAGGGCCCCAUCACGGCCUGGAAGGGCGACCAAGAGGACAGUACGGCAGAAUGGCGCAACAAGCAGGGCCUUUACCACAAGGAGCUUAGGUUUCGCCGCUUGGAGAAGGAGCUCAUGGCCAGCAUCCAAGGGCUCUUGUCUCUUUACAUUGACGGCCAGUAUGUCGAGGUCACAGAGUUCCCCGGAGAAGAGAAGCUUUGGAAGAAGUGGCAGGAGACAGACCGCAAGGACAAGGAAGGAAUUAAAGCCGCAAAUGAGGCUUGGACCAACCACGUUCAGGCUCUGGACCGCGCGAAGACAUUCCUCUACUUGAUUCGCAAGGAGAGGAAAGUCCCCAUACAACCCAACGUCCAGCAACUGUUCCUUCAAGCCUUGUACUGGAAGUCCCUCUACGACGACCGUAGUAACCUGUUGAAGGACCAGAAGUACGUCACCGCCCUCAAAAAGGCCCAUGUCUCUCGUCGUCUUUAUGAGGCGGAGCACCGCCCAUCUAAGGAGGACUUCAAUGAUCUUCGGGAGGAUAGUGCUGUGGAUGUUUUGGAGCAUGAGGAUGAAGGCGAAGAUGAAAGUGUCGAGGAGGUAGAGGUGCUCUCUGAGUGUGAUGACAGUGAUGACGAGGACUUUGUACCUGAGUAG
This is a messenger RNA of Aplosporella prunicola CBS 121167, 1499 nucleotides long. RefSeq lists its product as uncharacterized. The transcript is spliced from 3 exons. Lineage: Eukaryota; Fungi; Ascomycota; Dothideomycetes; Botryosphaeriales; Aplosporellaceae. Bases 192 to 1499 code for a protein of 435 amino acids. The record is from RefSeq and is a predicted model, not a curated record.